AUGUCUGUGAAAUCGAUUGUGCCACCGCAAACCUAUUCUCGUUUGUUUCGGCCCUGGGAUGUUUCGGAAGGAAAGGAUAAUCCCAGCCCCAGCAAGGCUAGUGAAUGUGGCAGUGAUAAAGUGAUUAAGCGUGAACCGUUUGAUGUCUCAGCUGGGUCACGGCUGGAAAUGGGAAGUCCUGUUUGCUCAGAAUCCAAGUCACCUUUGCUGAGUCCGGUUAAGUUUCCCCUAGCUGAAACGCCGGAAUUAGAUACUGUCGGAGCAUUUCUGGGCCAUCCAGCGGAUCUGGCUUCGUACUAUUACUACUGCAGUCAACAGAAGUUAGGAAUGGAGUUUCUACCAGCUGGUAUAAACCUGGCGGGACUGCCGAUUGAUCCUCUCACCUAUGAACAGAUGGAACAGGAGUAUAUCCGUGUACUUAGUGAGGACGCCAAGGCCAAGCUGCUCAGCAGUCGAAAACAACGUCCAAAGAAAUUCAAGUGCCCCCACUGCGAUGUGGCCUUUUCCAAUAAUGGUCAACUGAAAGGACACAUUCGGAUUCAUACCGGCGAACGACCAUUCAAAUGUGAUGAACCAACCUGUGGUAAAACAUUUACCCGGAACGAGGAACUUACCCGCCAUAAGCGCAUCCACACCGGAAUCCGUCCCUAUGCUUGCCAGACCUGCGGCAAAAAGUUCGGCCGGCGGGAUCAUCUGAAGAAGCAUACGAAAACUCACAUGCCUCAGGAACGAUAUACGUACGGAUUGGCGCCGGCGGCCAUGCUGAUGCCGAUGUAUACGGCCGCUUCGCAUCUGUACGGGUACUAG
Molecule: messenger RNA, 807 nt
Organism: Sabethes cyaneus
Lineage: Eukaryota; Metazoa; Arthropoda; Insecta; Diptera; Culicidae
Gene: hkb
Product: transcription factor Sp6
Exons: 2
Coding region: 1-807 (268 amino acids)
Biological process (GO): regulation of transcription by RNA polymerase II
Molecular function (GO): DNA-binding transcription factor activity, RNA polymerase II-specific; RNA polymerase II cis-regulatory region sequence-specific DNA binding
Source: RefSeq, a predicted model, not a curated record